AUGGAGGCAAGCGAGAAGAUGAUGAAGAAGGGGACCUCAAAGCUAGAGGAAACAAUGGGGUUUUCCAUGGUCGGUGCCAUAGGCUCUUCCAAGUCUAAGAAAAUCGAAGGGCAAGGAGACGGUGCAAAAGAAGCAAGCUUUGCCAGCGCAAGGAUAGGCGACGCCGGAGUGGUUGGAGGUGAUGCUAGUGUGGGGAGGCUGGGCGAUGAUAAAUCUAUUGAAAAUAAUGAUGGAAUGGCUAGCAUCAACAAAAUGGGCAACAAGGAUGGGGCCCAAGGCACAACUAGUGACGCCAAAAGGGACAGCGAGGGUGGCACCGAUGGCGUAAAUGGUGACGCAGUGAGAGGCGUGCCCAUGGAACAACUGGCGAUGCCAAAAGCGAGGCUAUCUGUCGUUUGUCAGGGGCAACACAUAGGAGUGUCGAGUGUCAAAGGUAGCGUAUUAGGCUUUGUCAUGGAGGGAGAGUGUGACGCCUUUUGGCUAG
Ilex paraguariensis (yerba mate) is the source of this 484-nucleotide messenger RNA. Lineage: Eukaryota; Viridiplantae; Streptophyta; Magnoliopsida; Aquifoliales; Aquifoliaceae. The record is from the annotation of a GenBank genome assembly.